This is a messenger RNA of Camellia sinensis, 741 nucleotides long. The record is from RefSeq and is a predicted model, not a curated record. NCBI's taxonomy places the organism in Eukaryota, Viridiplantae, Streptophyta, Magnoliopsida, Ericales, Theaceae.
AUGAGACCUCCCAAGAAGUUCACUCCACCAAAGUUCACUUCGUACGAUGGGAAAUCGGACCCUCUGACACAUAUCAGCCAUUUUAGACAGAUGAUGUCCCUAUGGAGCCGAGAUCAGGCACUGAUGUGCAAAGUCUUCCCAUCCAGCUUGGGAGAAAUCGGACUCCGAUGGUUCGAUCGACUCCCCGCUGGAUCGAUUCAUGGUUGGAAGCAGUUGUCCGAAGAGUUCCUAGCCAGGUUCGUCUCUAAUACUAAGAUCCCAAAAGAGCCGGAUACACUGUUCGGCCUCAGGAAGGAGCAAGAGGAAACGCUGCGCAAUUAUGCUAGGAGAUACUGGGAAGAGUAUAAUGAUCUAGAAGAAAAUGUGUGCAGCAAGCAGAUGGCCAUUAUGUCCUUCAAACAUGGUGUGCGCCCAGAAAGUAAGUUGAGACAAUCACUUACCAAGCGCCCGACCACAGCUUUGAAAGACUUGCGCGCCAGGAUUGAGCAGUAUGCUCGUCUUGAAGACGAUCAGAUCCCCAUCGAGGUAGUGUCAGCAGAACAAACAGCCCGGCAGAAGAAGAGAACAGAUCGAGGAGAACACCGAGGGAUUGCAGUGAAUGAGGUGGAUAUGUCCAAAUCCCACGAAGCCGUUGUGACUGUGUUCAAAGAGCCAAUCUAUCGAAUCUUGGAAAAGAUCAAGAAAGAGCCCUUCUUUGUUUGGCCGCCGAAAAUGUUGGGAGAUCCAGCUCGGCGCAAUUAG